This is a messenger RNA of Symbiodinium natans, 951 nucleotides long. NCBI's taxonomy places the organism in Eukaryota, Dinophyceae, Suessiales, Symbiodiniaceae. The record is from the annotation of a GenBank genome assembly.
AUGUCCCGCUUCCUCGCCUCCACCUCCGUCACCGCGGGCACGCUGAGCCACGAGAAGCUACGGAAGAGCCCCUUUUUCGCUGAGUGCGACGAUGCCUUCCUGACCACGCUUAUCAAGCAUCUUGUGGUUGAGCUGUUUACGACCAACGACGUUAUCAUCGAAGAGGGCGAGCAUGCCGAGAAGAUGUACUACCUCAUGCUUGGCGAAGUGGAGAUUCUCGUGGGCCAUGAGCGAGUUCGGGUAGCCAAGCUUCAGGAGGGCACGGUCUUUGGCGAAAUGGCGCUGUUCAGCCAUCUCUCGAACGGCUUCGCGCGACGGAGUGCGACGAUCCGUGCGCUGAACUUCUGCGACACCCGUGUCAUCAACAAGGACCGCUUCCACGCGAUCCUGAAGCAGCGCCUCGGAACCAGGCAAAACCUCAGUGCGAGGUUGUUCUGGGGCAGAAUGGGCUACGUCGGACCUGAAGACUGUUCCACAGUUUUCACGGCCAUGAAGAAGGCCCUUGACAGUCCGGUAGCCCCAUCACGGCGCCCUGGGUCCUCUUUCUGCCCCGGUGUCGUGGAAUCACUGAAGCUGUGUGUGAGUGCGCGGGAGCUCGAAAUCCAGGCCGCCCAGGCCUGCCUCCAGGCCUGGCCCGUGCACAUCCAAGGCCUAGGAACAAGGCACAUAGUUGCCGGGUGUUGGUGUGCGCGUGCAAGCCAUGUAGUGACAGUGGUCGCCACAGCCAACUCCUUUGCAGCCAGGUUUCGAACAGGGCUCGCGCGGACGCUGCUUAGCAACUGGCCAUGGUUGCUCGACUCCUGCCUCUUCGGUGGUUACACCAGUGCAUUUGGCUUUGUGCAGGGAUAUGGGGUGCGCUUCCAAUGCCUGCUAGAAGAGACCGGUGGAGAAAUUGGAGGGGUGCGGGAGCGCGAGCACACACGCUGGUUCGCUCGUGCCAUCUGCAGUUAA